UUGUUAUCACCAAGUCCUUCCAGCCUUUUUAAGAACGAGUCGCUAAUAACGAUACCUUUUCGACAGAUGCAGACCGAGCCUUCGUCGAGUACACGAUCGAGCUCCUGCACAACUACUCGCGGACGAAGCGGGGGGAAACCGCCGCGGACCGGAAGAAACGAGCCAAGCUGGAGAAGGACCGCAUGAGCCACACGCUCCAGGAGCCCUGCAACAACUGCCGUAAGCGCUGCACGGAGCGGAUCAGCGAGGAGCAGCGGGAGCUCAUCAACGAGGCCUUCUGGUCCCUGCCCACGGAGGAGGAACGCAGGUUCUUCGUCUUCCACUCCUGCGAGAGGAUCAGCAUCAAGCGGCGGAGGAGCCGGCUCAUGCUCCCCAUCCGCAAGGAGAAAACCAUCAAGUACUUCUUCUGCAACGAGGACGGGCAGAAAGUCGAGGUCUGCAUGGUCUUCUACCUGACUACUCUCGGCUACAACAGGAAGAACGACUCCAUCAUCAGGAACACCUUCCUCACCCCCGAGGGCAACCUCAAGCCGAAGCCGAGUAUGAGGGGCAAAGCCUCGCCCGCGAAUAAGAUCCCGAGGGACGUGAUCAAGGCGCACAUCGAGAGGUUCCUCCCGCGGGAGGAAGACGGGACGCUGACCAAGUGCCUCCCGCCCGAGAUGAAGAUCACGGCCAUGUUCGCGCAUUUCAAACGGAUUCAUCCCGAGCACGAGAAGAUCUCGUACGAGCUGUACAGGCGGGUCAUCCGGGAGGAGAAGAUCUCGUAUUCGACGGCUAGUCAUGAAAUAGGGGAGCCCGAGGGCUUCUACGGCCACCAGGAGUACCAGGACGAUGAGGAUCCAGUCACCUGUGAGCCGAUUUUGUAUCUGGUCUAACCGCUCAACUAUGAAAUGGACCGAGUUUAACAGAAAGGAACCAAGCCACAUCAGCUAUUGCCGAAUUUAA
Messenger RNA from Bemisia tabaci, 945 nucleotides. The record is from RefSeq and is a predicted model, not a curated record. Lineage: Eukaryota; Metazoa; Arthropoda; Insecta; Hemiptera; Aleyrodidae.